Messenger RNA from Letharia lupina, 690 nucleotides. RefSeq lists its product as uncharacterized. The record is from RefSeq and is a predicted model, not a curated record. The transcript is spliced from 7 exons. Gene Ontology annotation, molecular function: carboxylic ester hydrolase activity; palmitoyl-(protein) hydrolase activity. Gene Ontology annotation, cellular component: cytoplasm. NCBI's taxonomy places the organism in Eukaryota, Fungi, Ascomycota, Lecanoromycetes, Lecanorales, Parmeliaceae. Gene Ontology annotation, biological process: protein depalmitoylation. Bases 1 to 690 code for a protein of 229 amino acids.
AUGGCAACUGCAGCGCCUUUGAUCGUACCCGCGUUGAAGAAGCAUACAGCCACGGUGAUAUGGGCGCAUGGAUUGGGAGACAGUGGAGCAGGCUGGAUGCCAAUUGCAGAGAACUUCAGAAGACGAGGCAGAUUCAGUGAAUGUGCCUUCGUCUUCCCUAACGCACCAAAUAUACCAGUGACUGUAAAUUUUGGGAUGGAAAUGCCCGGCUGGUAUGACAUUACAACAUUCGGCGAUCUUGCUCAAGCUCACGACCAGCCCGGUAUCCUCAAGUCCCGCGAUUACUUCACCUCUCUUAUCAAAGCCGAGAUCGAGAAGGGUAUCCCGUCCUCACGCAUCGUACUGGGUGGGUUCUCUCAAGGAGGAGCGAUAUCCCUCUUCACUGGCAUAAGCUGUCCCGAUAAACUCGCCGGCAUCUUCGGCCUCUCAAGCUACCUUCUCCUACACAAUAAGAUCAAAGAUUACGUCAAAUCAGAGAGCGCAAACAAAAAUACGCCCAUCUUCAUGGGCCACGGAGAUGUGGAUCCUCUGGUAAAGCACGAGUGGGGCCUAGAUACAUCGAAGACACUGAGAGAAAUGGGGUGGAUAGUUGACUUUCGGACUUACAAGGGACUGGCCCAUUCGGCGGACCCCAAAGAGAUCGAUGACUUACAGAAGUAUCUGGAGGAGAGGCUGCCGCCUCUGAGUUGA